Dichomitus squalens LYAD-421 SS1 is the source of this 1356-nucleotide messenger RNA. Its product is annotated as FAD/NAD(P)-binding domain-containing protein. Gene Ontology annotation, biological process: secondary metabolite biosynthetic process. Lineage: Eukaryota; Fungi; Basidiomycota; Agaricomycetes; Polyporales; Polyporaceae. Gene Ontology annotation, molecular function: FAD binding. The transcript has 9 exons. The coding region runs from base 1 to 1356 and encodes 451 amino acids. The record is from RefSeq and is a predicted model, not a curated record.
AUGACGACUCUCAACAUCCCAAGCAAGUUCCGCAUCGCUAUCGUCGGCGCAGGCCUCGGAGGCCUCCUUUUCGCUCUCUUCCUCCAGAAGCACGCAGAGGACAUCGAGGUCGACAUUUAUGAGUCCGCGCACGAGCUCACCGAACUUGGCGCAGGCGUCGCGAUGUGGCCACGUGUCUGGGAGCUCAUCAAGUACCUCGGACUGGAGGAGGAGCUCUUGGAGAUCAGCGGGUCAAGCCGUGCCGGAGUUCCCAAUUUCGUCUUUGAGAAGGCUGACGAGGCGCAGUCCGUGUAUAUCCACACGUUCCCCGCACCCGUGCAAACGUUCCACAGGGCGGAUUUGCAGAAGCUCCUUGCGAAACACCUUCAUGCGUACGAGAGGAUUCAGUACGCGAAGCGGCUCGCGUCCUACACAGAUCCUGCGUCGGAGAGCGAUCCCAUUGUGUUGAAUUUCAGGGACGGUACCGAGGCGAUGUGCGACGUGCUCGUAGGAUGCGACGGUAUCAAGUCAGCUGUGCGGCGCACUAUGUACACUCGCAUGGCUGAUGAGGCUGAGGUGAACGGGCAAGCCGAAGAGGCCACACGGCUUCGUGCGAUGAAUGAUCCCAUUUGGUCAGGGUGCGUCGCGUACCGCGGAUUGAUUCCGGCGGGGCAUUUGGAGAAUAGUGACAGGAAGGAGGCUCUUGUGCCUCGUAUUGUAAUUGGCAAGCAUAAGAAUGUCGUGAUCUACCCGAUAUCUGGAGGGGAAAUCGUUAACGUGGUCGCCUUCGUGGAGACACCAGGAGGCCGAGGGACUCAUUACUCGGGCCCAUGGGUCUCGACUUCUACCACGGAGGAGGUCGCAAAGCAGUUCUCUGGAUGGGCUCCAAUCAUCCGAACACUUGUCAAUUCUUGGAGUAACCCAACGGUCUGGGCUAUCCACACCGUCGCGGAACUCCCCACCUUCGUCAAGGGCAGAGUUGUUUUGCUCGGUGAUGCGGCACAUGCGAUGACCCCUCACCAGGGCUCUGGUGCCGGUCAAGCAUUCGAGGAUGGCCUCAUACUCUCGUCACUUCUUGCUCAUCCCUCCGUCAAUCUGAAGACCAUCUCUCGAGCUCUGAAGAUAUACGACGACGUCCGGCGUCCGUUCGCGCAGAACAUCCAACGUGUCUCGGACCUGACGGGCUCGAUGUACCACCUUCAUGAGAUGGGCUGGGAGAAGGUGAGCGCCGAGGGAAGCAUGGCUGGUCAGUACCCGCCGGAGUUGCUGUCUGCGUGGGGACAAAGGAUGUCAGAGCUGCUGGUCUGGGUUAGCGAGGGAGACUCCAUGAAGGCGCGGGAGCAGGUUGUGAGCUUGCUGGAAAGCACCCUUGCUUGA